AUGAGCCCAAACGGUGAUACUGAUGCCGCUGGUGCAACUGGCGCGCAACCUAGGGCACUGACUGGUCGCGAAAGGGCCAGCAGCCUACAAGGCGAAAAUUUAGAAGUCAAGGCAGAGGCGGUGCCAGGGAACACGGAGCAAAGGAUGUUGGACCUACUGACGGGACUAGCGGAGCGGAUGGCUAAGCUAGAGGCGUCACAAGGGACCAAGGACCAGCCGAUGGACAAGGAGUCCAGUGUGUUCGGGUCAGCAAUAGGCCUGGGGCAACCGAUGAAUCGGCGUGCUCUCGACGUGACACCGCCGAGGGCUCCUUCUCCACAUAUGUCGCCGGGGACGUACUUCGGGAUGAACCAACCGGGGUAUGCAAGGGCGGCUGAGAACGUCGAGAGGGCACAGGCGCCGCAGCCGGGGUUACCACAACACUUUGUUCCACCUCCAGUGUGCCAGCAGGCGCAGAUACCGCAGCACGUCCCGUCGUAUGCGAGAGUGCCGGACGCUAGACAGCGCAAGCUGAACAUCCGUCAUUUCGAUGGAAAAGAGCUUUACCAGGGGCUAGGGAGCGGUUUUCUAUCCUGGGGGAAGAAGUUUGUACGGGAAGUCUCUUUUGCUGAGCGUGCGAGCGGAUUUCCGUGGAGUGAGGAUGUCAAGAUAGACGUCCUUGGACACAAUCUCACGGGAAUGGCUGAGCGGUACUAUAAUCGCCAAGUUGAAGGGUGGUGGCAAGAAGAGCCAACAUUGGAACACGCCAUGCAAAGGCUGCUUCAUACAUUCGCAACUAAGAUAACGCCAGCGCAAAGUAUGAAGCUAUUUACUGCUGCCAAGAGCCCCAAGCGCAGCUGGACAGAACACUAUUUGUAUUUGGUCGCAGUAAGCGAGGCAUGCGGUGGAGCAGACAACUUGGUCCAAGACAACAUAGUCCACUACGCUGAUCCGGCAAUGAGAGUUUCAAUGCUGGCGCGUUUGAAUCUAACAAGAUUUGAUUACUUGCGCCAAGCGGAGGAGCUGGCUCACUUCGCGCAGUCGACGGAGAUCGAGCUGCGCGGAAAGCACAUUGGAAAGGACGUCGUCAACAACGUUCGACAUGUGCGCGAAAAGACACGAAACGGGCGUAAGGACAAUCGCAAGUGCUACAGCUGUGGGAAAUCUGGACACAUAAAAGCUGCGUGCCCGGGGAACAAGGUCUCAAGAGAAGCAAGCGUCGACGUGGACUUUGUGCUCGCAGUGGGCAACCCGAGCGCUAACCACGGCUAUUGGAUACUGGACAGUGGCUCGAGUCGUCACCUGGUAAACGAUGUGAGCAUGCUCGAGAACCCAGAGGACUGCCAAAGCGAGUGUAUCGCAGCUGACGGAGGGCCCUUGCGCAUAACGAAGCGAGGAAGCGUCACAAUCACGACCACUGUAAUGGGCAAGGUCACUAAAGUGCGACUCCUGGACGUGCAAUAUGCCGAGAACCUCGAAAGGAACAUUAUAUCCUACGGUAUAUUGGAGGCUAAAGGGUUUGGGAUAGCCUACAUGGGUGAUCGCAGGGUCGUCGGCAACAUUGACAGUGGGGUGGUUGUCUUUGACGUGGAGAAGAAGAACAACGUGCUAAUAGUGCGGGACCACGAUCGCGGAAGUGUUCAGCUACCAUCGGACAUACUAAUGACGGCUUUAGCGCAAGGAGAAUUCGAAGUGAGUCAAGACGUGCAACGGGGCACGCUUAUGCAUUUUCACAGAAGGUUGGCUCACCUGAAUUAUGACACGAUCCUUCGCAUGGCAAAGGAUCCAGCCUCAGGGAUACAGCUGACCGAUGAAACGCGUGAGAACUGUCUAGCUUGCGCUCAAGGUAAACAGACCAAGAACCAGCAGUCGAGAAAAGACACUGGCACGAAUGCGCCGAUUGAUGUUAUCGGAGGAGUCAUCUGCUCUGACCUGAAGGGUCCCAUGACUCCUCGCGACAGAUUGGGAAAUCGUUACAUGGUUAAUUUUGUGGAUCAUCGCACGAACUACUGCAGAGUUUUCCUGGCGAAGAGCAAAGACGUGGCGGCCCAAAAGUUUAAACACUUCAUGGCAUUUUUCGAGAGGCAAUUUAAUUGUCGCAUUCACGUGCUGCGAACGGACGGCGGAGGAGAAUAUCGUACUCUGGACCUCUUUUGCAAGGAAACAGGAAUUGCGAGGCAAAUUAGUGAGCCAAGCAACCAAGCCAGCAAUGGGAAGGCCGAGAGGAUGCAUCGCACCAUUAUGAAUAUGGUGCGUAGCAUGGUGUUUGCGUGCGGACUGCCGCUGAGCUUCUGGGGGGACGCGGCGGAGUAUGCGGCCUACAUACUGAAUCGAAGCCCAAGUAAAGCCAACGCUGGUCGCCUAUCACCUCUACAGAUGUUGACCAAGAAGGUACCUGUUUUAAGUGAUAUUGUGGUUUUUGGGUCACCGUGCACUGUGCACCAGGACGCGAAGAACAAGUCACUAGGAGCUCGUGGCAAGCAAGGCGUGAUCAUAGGCAAGAGCGAUGAAGUGAAAGGGUACCGUGUGUACAUUCCAAGGGACAAGGUCGUGGUCGUAACUCAACAUGUUAAGAACGUUGAAACCCUUACGAAGGAACAAAACGAUCAACUACGGCGUGUGCAUCUGAAGGAGAUUGAUGAAGUUGCGUGCGAUGGCUCGACGCAGAAAGAGAAGACGCAAGCGACUGUUCAUGAUGCGAUGAGAAGAAACCACUCGAAAGUUGGUGGCUGGACGCGAGAGGCGCAUGUGACGAGGGCGACUUCGAGAAAGUCACGCGAAGACAAUGCAGAACAAAAAGAGGAGGAGGUUUCGGAUGUGGUGAAUGUCAUUCGUGAGAGCGACCCAAAAUCCUACGGUCAGGCCAUGAAGAGCGGCUUAAAAGAUAAGUGGGUGGCAGCAAUGGAUGAGGAGCUGCGAGCUUUGGAAGACAACGAUGUGUGGAAGGUGGAAGUGCCGCCCAAGGGAAGCCAUGUCCUACACACCAAAUGGGUGUUCAAAACCAAGUUGAACGCAGAGGGAGAGAUCGAUCGUUUCAAAGCGAGGCUUGUGGCAUGCGGGAACGAGCAGGUCUACGGUGUCGAAUACGGGUUGACGUUUUCUGCGGUGAUGGAAUUGAGCACGGUGAAGGUCAUACUGGUACUUGCCCUACGUUGGGGAGUACCAGCAAGACAUGGUGACAUACCUAACGCCUACGUGAAGGCGAACAAAGAGGAACAUUUGGAGAUUUUUCUUGCCAUACCUCAAGGCAUGACUGUACCUGAUGUGAUUUUGAAGCAAUUUGGAACACAAGGCAGCGACAAACUGGCGCUCAGGCUUAAAAAGUCGCUUUACGGCCUUAAACAGGCGGGUCGUCUUUGGAGCAAAUUGCUGGACACGAAACUGGUCGAGGCUGGUUUUAGUCGAUGCGUGUCUGACGCAUGUCUGUAUUUCAGACACGAUGGAGGCGAGCUGACAAUUGUCGGGGUAUAUGUUGAUGAUUUGUUGGUGACAGCGACAAGUCAGGACAAGGUGGAAGAAUUCUUUAAAGCGAUGAGUGUCCUCUCUAUUAAGGAUUUGGGUCAAGUUAACAAGUUCCUGGGCAUGAGGAUGGCUCUAAAGGACUCGAAGACUUACACUGUCGAUCAGACUACGGCGAUCGAUGAGAUGCUAAAUCAACAUGGUCUGGAUGCAGCAAACGGCGUGAGGGCGCCCAUCGGUGACGACAGCAACGACGAUGUGUCAGAAGGUGUGUACCUGUCGGCAAAUCGGGGCAAGAAAGGCGAGCCUACUGUCCGAAACUUUCAGUCUUUAGUGGGUAGCCUUCUAUGGAUUGCCCGGUGUUCAAGGCCUGACAUUAGCUUCGCGGUUCACAGAGCCACAAGACGUACGCACCAGCCCACUGUCAGCGACUGGAAGCUGGCAAAACGCGUCGCGAGAUACCUGAAGACAACAAAAGACAUGAAACUCAAGAUGAGCCUCGAAGAUGAGAAAGAUGUUAUCACGGUGAUAUGUUGGAGUGACUCAGACUUCGCGGCAGAUAAGUCCGACCGCAAGUCAAUAACCGGUGGAGUACUUACGGUGAGUGGAGUCAUCGUGCAUUGGAUCUGCAAAAAGCAGACCGGAGUAUCCUUGUCUACCAUGGAGGCCGAGUUUACCUCGGCGUCGCACGUUGGACGAGAGCUGCUGGGAUUGCGAGAAUUGCUGAAGGAGAUUGGACUUCCUGUGACGGAGCCAAUGAGCAUGCUAAUGGACAAUCAAGAAGCAAUCAAGAUGUUAGAGUCUGAAGGAAGCAUGGCGAGUGCGAAGCACGUGGAUGUGCGGAUGAAAUUCAUCUGCGAUUAUGCUAAAAAGGGUAUCGUCAAACCUGAAUUCGUCGAGUCGAAGUUGAUGAAAGCAGACCUGUUGACGAAGACUGUAACGGGGCACCCUGAAGCUUGUACUGGUGACAGUACAAGCUACUUAUUCUGA
Molecule: messenger RNA, 4428 nt
Organism: Peronospora matthiolae
Lineage: Eukaryota; Oomycota; Peronosporomycetes; Peronosporales; Peronosporaceae
Source: the annotation of a GenBank genome assembly